GCGGGGGAGGAGGAGGAGGAGGGUGCUGGUGAAGCUCCCCUGGGAGCCGCCAUUUUCCGGAGGGGGACCCCUUCCCUCACUCUUAAAGCGGCAGCGCUCCGCGCUGAGGGGCGGCUCUGCGGCGGCCGCGGCCGGGGGCCAGGCCCCGGUUCGGGAGCGGGAAAGUCCGUGGCUGAGGCCGCGGUUUCUUUCGGUCACCACGACCGUGUCGGGAGCGGAUGGGAGCGGAACGGACUGGACUGCAGCAUCACAUGAGAAGCCUGGCAGGGUUGAAGCACUCGCAGAGGUCGCCAUGUUUCCUACCACCAGGAAGUGAGUGAGUGUUGCUCAAGCCCAGCAGCUAUGGCAGCCGAUGAGAGGGACUACAACCUGACAGAGGAGCAGAAGGCUAUCAAAGCCAAAUACCCACCGCUCAAUAAGAAAUAUGAAUAUUUGGAUCACACAGCAGAUGUGCAGCUACAUGCCUGGGGAGAUACUUUGGAAGAAGCAUUUGAGCAGUGUGUUAUGGCCAUGUUUGGCUACAUGACUGAUACAGAGACCGUGGAGCCUGUGGAUACAGUAGAGGUAGAGGCAGAAGGACAUGACAUGUUGUCUCUUCUCUUCCAUUUUUUGGAUGAGUGGCUGUAUAAAUUCAGUGCUAAUGAGUUCUUUAUACCGAGGGAGGUGAAAGUGCUUUACAUUGACCGAAUGCAAUUCAAAAUAAGAUCAAUUGGGUGGGGAGAAGAGUUCUCUUUACCCAAACACCCUCAGGGUACGGAGGUCAAAGCCAUAACUUACUCAGCAAUGCAGAUCUGUGAAGACGAAAAGCCAGAAGUCUUUGUCAUCAUUGACAUUUAAAGCAAGAAAAGUGUGGUUGAGUGGAUACUUGGCAUUGGCUGGCAAAAGUGCCUUGAAAACUGUAAUCCCUGUGGAAGUAACUAAGGAAUUUGCCAAUUCAAGUCAUAAAUUGAAGGGCCUAACUGUGGGGAAUGUCAGCCCCUGUUUUGACUUGAGGAUGGUGAGACAGAGAAAUACCUGCAUGCCAGGAAAAAAAAAAGAACUAGUUGGGGUUUUGGGGGUGUUGAGAAGAAGAAAGAGGGUUGCAGGAGUUGAAAGUCUCUCAGGAAUGCUAGUAGUCAGUUUUUAAGGCUGAUAUGUGUUAGGUGCUGUAUGAACUAAAUAGAGAAAUUAGUGGAGCUGCUAGCUAAAAUACUACCUUUUUGUACAGUGGCAGGAGGUAAAUGUUCAUUGACAUGAUUUCAUUUUUAGAUUUAAAUACUCUAAUUCUGAGGUGGCAGCCCUCUCCAUAUUAUAUAAAGGGUCCAAAAUAUCAGCAGUGGGUCAGACUUAAUGUAGAAAAAUUUCUGAUUGUUCAAAGGACACCUAAGAAAGCAUACCAAUUUAAAAAACAAACCACCACACCUUCUGAACUACUU
Molecule: messenger RNA, 1415 nt
Organism: Haliaeetus leucocephalus (bald eagle)
Lineage: Eukaryota; Metazoa; Chordata; Aves; Accipitriformes; Accipitridae
Gene: TSLIG1
Product: zinc finger and BTB domain containing 8 opposite strand
Exons: 8
Coding region: 343-837 (164 amino acids)
Biological process (GO): tRNA splicing, via endonucleolytic cleavage and ligation
Cellular component (GO): tRNA-splicing ligase complex
Source: RefSeq, a predicted model, not a curated record